UCGCUGAGAGUGUGUCCUCACAGGAGCAGCUCUGAGCAGGGGACAGCAGAGGACACCGAACAGGAGACAGAGGCGACACCAGGGACUCCUCAGAGAAGAGACUGACAGAUCACCGAAACUGACGCGUGGAUUACAACAGCUGCAAAGUUUACGGCUGUUUUUGCAACAUCUGGCCCUUUCCCGGGCUUCAGCUGAGGCGAGCAGGACAUUUAAUCCAGCACCAUAAAUCAAAAAGGCUGCUAUGGUGAACAAUAGAGUGGACUCACCUGCUGUUGCUGUAAUGGGCAGUGGCGUGGGAACAGCAGGCAGGACGUGUGCAGGAUGUGGAAAUCGAAUCGCCGACCGCUUCCUGCUUUUCUCCAUGGAGCGAUACUGGCACACGCGCUGCCUCAAGUGCUCGUGCUGCCACGCUCAGCUGGGAGAGUACAGCAGCACCUGUUACAGCAAAGGAGGAAUGAUCCUCUGUAAGAACGACUACAUCAGGCUGUUCGGACACAGUGGUGCCUGUGGUGCUUGUGGACAGUCUAUACCUGCCAGUGAGAUGGUGAUGCGAGUUCAAGGCAACGUUUACCACCUUAAAUGUUUUACCUGUGCGACCUGUAGGAACCGCCUGGUCCCAGGUGAUCGUUUUCACUACGUCAAUGGGACUAUCUUCUGUGAGCAUGACCGACCAGGAGGAGGUCUGCACAGUGGACACCCAACUUCCCUGCAGAGCAACAGCAUGAUGUCUGAUCAGAAGGUGUGCUGAGAGAGAGGAUGGAAAAACCAAAUGUGUGCCUUCUCCUCCACCUUCCUCCUCCGUCACUCUCCUUCACACUGUGAAUCCUGCCAUUGACAGACCUUCCUCCAUCCUGAUGGACAUUUACUUCACAGUCUGGAUAUAUACUGGUUUAGGCUUCAACUUUCCAACAGCAACUUGUCUGUGUAGGUGGACUGUGAAUCUGGACACGUACUGUGUGCUCUUAGCAGUUGGAAAUGAUUUAUUCUUUAGGCGGUUGUUUAUUGUGAACUGUGAGUGUCAAGAACUAUCAAUGCAAAUGGGGGAGACAUUGAAGCCUUAUAACUCAAUGUGACUCCUGUAGGAGGUGAAUAUUUUUUAAUCCAUAAUAACAGACCACACUUGUACUUUGA
Molecule: messenger RNA, 1131 nt
Organism: Limanda limanda (common dab)
Lineage: Eukaryota; Metazoa; Chordata; Actinopteri; Pleuronectiformes; Pleuronectidae
Product: LIM domain transcription factor LMO4.1-like
Exons: 5
Coding region: 242-748 (168 amino acids)
Source: RefSeq, a predicted model, not a curated record